CUUUUCAUUGGAACUUGAAACUUUUUUUUAUGUAAUUCAAUAAAUAAGCAUUCUUUUGACCGUGACACUAAAAAUGCUUGUUCCCGGAAGAUUAACGCUUUUACGGCUGAAAAAUCUGUACAAUCGAAUAAGUUUCAAAUAUGUUUCUCAACAGACACCGAGGAAUCGUCCCCUUUCCAGUACUGGUGGUAAAAGACUUUCGAAUUAUUUGCUUCUAACUUUUCCAGCCACCACAUUCUGCCUUGGAACAUGGCAGAUCAAAAGAUAUAAAUGGAAGCAGGAGUUGAUACAAAAACUAGAAGGGAGGCUAUCAUUGCCCCCUAUUGAUCUACCAGAAGACAGUUCAGAAAUGGAGAACUUGGAAUAUUUCCGAGUGAAACUAAGGGGUAAAUUUGACCACAGUAAAGAAAUGGUUAUAUCACCAAGACAAGAUUACAGUCCCAAUGUUAGACGAGGACCCUAUCCAGAGCAAGGUGGUCAUAUUGUUGUGCCUUUUGAGUUGACGGACAGUAAAAGAAGGAUUUUAGUGAACAGAGGUUUUGUUCCGUCUCAACAAAUCCCUCCAGCCAAUCGUCUAGAAGGUCAAGUAACAGAUGAGGUAGAAGUAACAGGCGUCAUCAGAAAAAGUGAUAAAGUUAGUAGAUUUCUUAAAGGUAUGAAUAAGCCACUGAAAUAUGGAUACUUUAUGGGACGAGAUAUAAAACUGAUGUCACAACUGGCACAAACAGAGCCUAUAUUUAUUGAUGCAGAGUUAUCCAGUACAGUUAAAGGGGGGCCUAAAGGAGGGCAAACUAUUGUCAAAUUAAGGGACGAACAUUUACAGUAUAUAUUUGUGUGGUACACUUUGACUGCCUAUAUGCUCUAUAGAUGGGUUAAAUUCAACAACAUGCCGAAACUGAAUAUGAUAAAAACCUUGCAAUCAAAAUUUUGAGGCGAGAGAUAACAAGACAUAUAUCUGUGAAUCUGCAGUUAAUAAUGGUCUCAUAAUGGAGUGGAUGAUGCAAAAUUAGUGAUUCUCCAAAAUUUGUACCAUUAAGGAUUGAUGAAAGGUCUUUAUUAUUUCAUAUUCUAAUAAAGGUAUUGUAGGCUACAUAAAUAUGACAAAUAAAAUACUUUUCAGCUUCUUUAGUAACAUAAUUGUAGCAGAAAUGUGAAAUUACAACUCACUUCAAGGAAGCAGUCAUUCUUGUUCCAAGGUCUCCAUAUUUAUACAUUAUCCUGUCAGAAAUGUACAGAUAGAAGGAUUAAAGAAUUCAGGAAAGAUCUUUUGGUGUCUUUGAUUGAAGGCAUAUCAAUACUAACCUUGCUUGAACUUUAUAUACAAGGCUAACUUAUUAGAUUUUUGUUAAUCUUUAUCAGAAGAGAAUAUAUAAUUUUUUUUAUAU
This is a messenger RNA of Lottia gigantea (owl limpet), 1385 nucleotides long. RefSeq lists its product as hypothetical. Gene Ontology annotation, biological process: mitochondrial respiratory chain complex IV assembly. The record is from RefSeq and is a predicted model, not a curated record. The coding region runs from base 74 to 931 and encodes 285 amino acids. Gene Ontology annotation, cellular component: mitochondrion; membrane. Lineage: Eukaryota; Metazoa; Mollusca; Gastropoda; Lottiidae. The transcript has a single exon.